Molecule: messenger RNA, 1113 nt
Organism: Colletotrichum fioriniae
Lineage: Eukaryota; Fungi; Ascomycota; Sordariomycetes; Glomerellales; Glomerellaceae
Molecular function (GO): FAD binding
Source: RefSeq, a predicted model, not a curated record
AUGCUUGGUUCGGGAGGGCGAUGGGAGAACGUCUACGCCAGUCUGGGCGAUGAAGGCGUUGUGGUGGUCGGUGGCCGCGACGGCGACGUUGGAGUGGGAGGAUUUCUCCUAGGCGGCGGCACAUCAUAUUUCUCGCCCAAGUAUGGAUUCGCCUGUGACUCUGUCCUCAAUUAUGAGGUCGUGCUCACCAACGGAAGCGUCGUCAAUGCGAACAAGGCCAGCAAUUCAGAUUUAUGGAAGGCGCUCAAGGGCGGCGGCUCCAACUUUGGCAUCGUCACAAGAUUCGACCUAGAAGCUCUUCCCGCUCGUGAUAUCCACUACGAAGUCCGAAUACUGCCCGCAACCGCUUCUGACGUGGUCUCCGAUACACUGGUCAAGUUUGCGGAUCAUGACAUGUCGCUUGCUGAUAACGCGCUGGUCACGUUCCUCCAGUACAACGGCACGGUAGGUCCUGACAUAACGAUUACGGCCAUCUAUGUCAAUACGGCUGGGCACAAUGGUGUCGAAACGGCAUUCGACAAUCUCAGAGACAUUCCGUCUAUUCGCAAUAUUUCUGUGAAGCAGUCUGUGGCCAAGACUGCCGCCGGCUCGAAAGUCCAGGGCGGACAACUGAGUGCUGCGGCAACUCUGUUGUUCAAAAAUGAUCCAGAGAUUCUUCGAUACUCCACCAAGCUCCACGAAGAGUUCGUCAAGUCUCUUCAGAGUUCAAUCGGCCCAGAAACCUUCGGAACAAUGAUCUUUCUACAGCCUGUCGGAAUGGACUAUGGAAAUAUCGCAGAACAACGCGGCGGUAACAUGCUUGGUCUUGAAAGAUUGAAGUCCAAUGCCAUCAUGUGGACGGGUGGUGUGUAUGUGUUGACGAACGACGCAGACUUUGCUUUGGCGGAAGCAUGUUUGGCUUCGAUGUCGGACAAGAUACAGAGAUUUGCAAAGUCUGUCGGGGGCGACAUGGACCUAGUCUACCUCAACUAUGCCAGUCCUCGACAGGAUGCCCUUGCAGGAUACGGCCCACAGAAUAUUCAAUUCAUACGGGAUGUCGCUACCAAGUACGACCCGAGUGGCGCGUUUCAAACAAGAGUCCCUGGGGGCUUCAAGAUUGGGCGAUCUGGGUAG